This is a messenger RNA of Pteronotus mesoamericanus, 3811 nucleotides long. RefSeq names its product solute carrier family 35 member E3 (gene SLC35E3). The record is from RefSeq and is a predicted model, not a curated record. Lineage: Eukaryota; Metazoa; Chordata; Mammalia; Chiroptera; Mormoopidae. Gene Ontology annotation, cellular component: Golgi apparatus. The transcript is spliced from 5 exons. Bases 185 to 1126 code for a protein of 313 amino acids. Gene Ontology annotation, molecular function: nucleotide-sugar transmembrane transporter activity; antiporter activity.
GCGAGCUCCAGGGGCGGUGGCAGAGCAUGUGUACACUGCUGUUGCUCGCCUGGGACCCUCCGCCGCUUCAGGAGCUGAAACUAGGAGCUGCGCGAACGCCGCAGCGGAGGAGGAGGGCAAGGGCGGCCGGCGGCAGGUCCGACGUCCCUCUCGAAAGCUGAAGGGCCCUGGCUUCGUGGUGGUAAUGGCAUCGCUGGCAGACCGAGUGCGGGGCAACGGGCGCAUCGCCGCCGGACUCUUGCUCAACCUGCUAGUGUCCAUCUGCAUCGUGUUCCUCAACAAAUGGAUUUAUGUGCACCAUGGCUUCCCCAACAUGAGCCUGACCCUGGUGCACUUUAUGGUCACCUGGCUGGGCUUGUACGUCUGCCAGAAGCUGAACAUCUUUGCCCCCAAAAGUCUGCCGCUUUCCAAGCUCCUCCUCCUGGCUCUCAGUUUCUGUGGCUUCGUGGUCUUCACAAACCUUUCUUUGCAGAACAACACCAUAGGCACCUAUCAGCUGGCCAAGGCCAUGACCACGCCGGUGAUCAUAGUUAUCCAGACCGUCUGCUACAAGAAAACCAUUUCUAUCAAAAUACAGCUCACGCUGAUUCCUAUAACUUUAGGUGUAAUCCUAAAUUCUUAUUACGAUGUGAAGUUUAAUUUCCUUGGAAUGGUGUUUGCUGCUCUUGGUGUUUUAGUUACAUCCCUUUAUCAAGUGUGGGUAGGAGCUAAACAGCAUGAAUUGCAAGUUAACUCAAUGCAGCUGCUGUACUACCAGGCUCCAAUGUCAUCUGCCAUGUUGCUGGUCACCGUGCCUUUCUUUGAGCCCCUGUUUGGAGAAGGAGGACUGUUUGGCCCCUGGUCAGUUUCUGCUUUGCUCACGGUGCUGCUAUCUGGAGUAAUAGCUUUCAUGGUGAACUUAUCGAUUUAUUGGAUCAUUGGGAACACUUCGCCAGUCACCUAUAACAUGUUUGGACACUUCAAGUUCUGCAUAACUCUGUUUGGUGGCUACGUUUUAUUUAAGGAUCCGCUGUCAGUUAAUCAGGGUCUCGGCAUGUUAUGUACAUUAUUUGGCAUUCUUGCUUAUACCCAUUUUAAACUCAGUGAACAGGAAGGAAGUAAGAGUAAACUGGUACAACGUCCUUAAUUGGAUUUUUUGUGGAGAACAGAAAGUCACCCCAAGAUUACAAAACGUGAGAUGUGCGAGUUGCUUUCAAAGAAGAAGAAAAAUUACAUUGCAGAAUUCAUUGAAUGAUGGUUUACAAAAAGUAACACAAAAGAAAUUUUAUUUAUAAAUAAUGACUUUAAUGUAGUGUUCCUUUUUUUCAAAAACUUAAUUCAAUCUCCUUUUCAAAGAUGACAGUUGUAUGGAAUAUAUAGGAUGGUUUGGUUAUAUCAAAUCAAGGACAUGAAUUAAAGUUCUGUAACAGUGACAAAGGACUUCAUAUCGCUGGACUACAAAUGUUAAGUGUUCAAACUGUUCCAAAGAAGGAUGCAUAAGACCCCUCUACCUACUCAGGUGGUCCCCAGUGUGAACGCUAUAAUUUCAGCCAGCAUUCAAGUCAGAAUUUAAGUCUAGCUUUUCUAUUUUUGUUGAUUUAGGAUAACUUCUGCUUAUUUCAUUUAUAGAAAGUGAAAUACAAUUUAUAGAAAACAAAGUGUAGUACAGAACAUCAUAAAAUAAAACCCAAUACCAAGAAUAACAUUAUUCUAGUGGAUAAUUGAUGUCAGAAGUUAUGCAGCCCUGACUGAUGUGGUUCAGUGGGUUGGGCGACGUCCCUCAAACUGAAAGGCUGCAGGUUUGAUUCCCUGUCAGGACAUAUGCCUGGGUUGCAGCCAGGUCCCCGGCUGGGUGCAUGCAUGAGGUCGUCGAAAGAUGUUUCUCUCCCACAUUGAUGUUUCUUUUUUUUCUUUCUCCCUCCAUUCUCCUCUCUAAAAAAAAAUAAUAAAUAAAAUAUUUUUAAAAAGAAGUUAGCCCUGGCUGGUAUGGCUCAGUAGACUGAGUGCUAGCUUGCAAAUCAAAAGUUCACUGGUUUGAUUCCCAGUCAGGGCACAGGCCUGGGUUGUGGGCCAGGCCCCCAGCUGGGGGUGUGCGAGAGGCAACUGAUCAGUGUGUGACAGUGAUGUUUCUCUCCCUCUGUUUCUCCCUCUCAUCCCCUUUCUCUGAAAAUAAAUGAAGAUAAAAUCUUUUAAAAGUUUUCUUUAAAAAUUAAAAGAAGUUAUAUGUUAUUCCCGCCCCCCCAAAAAAACAAGUUUUUUGAGGUGGCACUCAGUGAAUUCUAGAAACUACAUUUCGUUAAAAAACAAAUUAACUCCACAUUCAAAUGACCCAAAGGAAAGACUAUAGAUGUAGUAAGUGUUCUUAUUAUCUUGGUAUCUUGUUAUCAAGUGUUCUCCUGGCCUCUUUGAGCCCAGGCUGCUAAUUUCUUAAUUCCACCUCUCUGCCCUUCCUGCCGCCAGCGCCAGCCCCGUUGGAGGCAGCUGUGGAGCUUUCUCUGGCCUUGAGCAUUUGGAGUGAGCUGUGUCCAGCCUCCCUAAGAUGGCUGAAGGAAAUUCUUACACAAGUCAGGGCAAACGCUGUCCAAACACUAAGCAGGACCUUAGUGAAAAUGUUAGGAAAGAUCUGAAAGAGAAGUAGAAAAACGGUCAAUAAUUAACUAGUUCUAUGAAUGUUUAAAGGAGUAAUUUUUUAAAAAUCAGGGUAAGAGGAAAUACAUAGUGCCACAUAUUUAAUUGCAAAUUUAUUUCUGCCUUCCAACUUCUUGACAUUAGAGCAUCAAAAGCAGUUGUUGAUAACUGCUCACAAUAAAUUAACUGAGAUAGAUAAACCCUCUUGUCAUAAAUAAUUUUUUCUAAAUAUUAUUUUUAAACUUUAAAUAAGAAAACAACUCUUAAGAGGAUGAAGAGCCAUGUGGAUUUUUUAGGGAUUUUUCUCCUGACCUGUUUGAAAUGAAAGCCUCAAAGAAAAUCUCUUUUGACAGAAUUUUGAUGUAUCAGUCAAUCUGUUGUGCAAUUAGUAUGUGAUUUUCUAUUUGUGUUUUAAAUAUUCUUUGGUUCUGAAAAUAUAUUUUGUUGUGCUAAGAAGUAAAAAACAAUUUGUCUUACAGAUGGGCCUCAGACAUUGUUUGUCUACUAACAUUCUCUGUGUAUGUCUAAAUUAACAUGUAAUUAUGUCCCCAAAGCUGGGAAAAGUAUUUUCAGCACCGUGAGAAUUAUGUAACUUCUGCGCACUAACAGCUGAGUUAAUUUGUGCCACGUACAAAUGCCCAUUAACUGUAAAUACAACUUGGGCCAGGGGGGUCGAUUAUGAUCAGUGUUGGGAAAGGGUUAUAAUAAAUGACUGAUAUCAGUAGGAAUGCAGUGAAAAAGUCGGAGCAAAAUAGGGUGGGAUACAUAUAUAUAUAAGUGAAUAAAAUAUGUAUUACUAGAACUAGAGGCUGAUAAACAUUUGACCCUGAAGACAACGUCUCACUGAAAAGGAAGUUCAUGGAAGAAAACGUGCCAGAUUACCAGGACCAGCCAUAGAGACAAACUGGAAACACGGUGCCAUGGAGGAGCACAUGCCGACCUGUGUUACGGGUGUUAACUGCACUUGUUUUUUAUCCUACGUUAAAUGACUACACUUCAGUUUUUACCUGUUACAAAUAAAGAGAACCUGAUGUUUUUACUCUUGUACUGUGUAUUAGAACCAGUGGAAGAACAAUAGCAUCUUUGUGUAUGUGCAGUGGGAACGCUGGCCUGUCUGGCUCCCAAAUAUGCAGAAUCUAAUGAAACAAAGUCCUCUUGCCCCCUUUAAAAUAACAGAGAGAAGCAAUCUCUUUCUGAAAUGAAC